GCUCCGCCUGCCCCGCCCCUCCCCUCCGCCAAAGUGGGAGUGGCCUUCGGCAGCCCCGGCGCUACGUCACCUCCUAGCGCAGCCGCAGGAAGUUUGACUCCUUUCCCGUGCCGUAGCUGCCGUUCCGAGCGCCCCUCCCGUCUUUCCCCUUUUCCUCCCCGGGCGGGAACUCCGAAGUGUCGCUGGAACACGGAGACGGGCCCCUCAGCCCAGGGAUGCCUGAAAGUCAAGGGAAAGACAGCGAAAGCCACAUCAGCAGCACCAGUUCCAGCACCAGCGGUUCUGCUGCUUGCUUCGGACAGUAUCAAUACACAGCAAGUGAAUACCAAGCUAUCCAGCAUGCUCUUCGUCAGAGACUGGGUCCAGAAUAUAUCAGCAGUCGGCAAGCUGGAGGAGGACAAAAGGUUUGUUACAUUGAGGGUCACAAAGUGAUCAGUCUGGCCAAUGAGAUGUUUGGCUUCAAUGGCUGGGCUCAUUCAGUCACUCAGCAGAAUGUUGACUUUGUUGACCUCAACAACGGCAGGUUCUACGUGGGAGUCUGUGCAUUUGUGAAAGUUCAGCUUAAGGAUGGCUCAUACCAUGAAGACGUGGGGUAUGGAGUCAGUGAAGGCCUAAAGUCUAAGGCCUUGUCCCUAGAAAAGGCACGAAAGGAAGCAGUGACAGAUGGACUGAAGAGGGCACUCAAGUGCUUUGGGAACGCUCUUGGGAACUGCAUCUUGGACAAAGACUACCUACGAGCUGUGAAUAAGCUUCCGCGUCAGACACCCCCUGAGUUAGAUUUGGUCAAAGCUAAAAGAGAGGACUAUGAGCCUGAAAUCGAGAAAGCAAGAUACAAUAGCUGCUUGGAAAGGCAGAAUGCAGGAGGGAGACAACACUGUGAGACGGCACCUACUUGUGAGCCUGCUCAGACAGAGGCUGCUGUAGUGAUUAUGGAUCAGAAGCAGCCAAAUAGUUCCAGGGGCAGAAGUGCAGCCUCCUUAGCCAUUGAGCAUGAUGCCACUUACCAGCGGAAACUGCGACAGAAGCAGCUACAGCAACAGUUCCGGGAACAGAUGGAGAAAAAGCAUCAGGUUCCAGUAGUUACUCCUGACAGCAAACAGGCCACAUCCAAUCCUCCUGUAAAGCACAGCACUCCGACAGCAGAACAACAGCAGCUGGCAAUAGAAGAGGAGUUCUUUGCAGAUGACCCCGAACUUUGGGACAUUUCCUUGGAGACCGUUGAUCUUAAGAUAACGGGUCACAAAGUGGCAGACCCAGCAGCUGGACAGCGGACACCUGAAACACCCCACGGACGUCAUCAAAUGACGACUCGUAACAGGACACCUCACAGAAUGAAUUACCACAAAGCUUCUGCUCGACUUGCACAACCGCAGCCGUCUCCUGCAAUUGUGAGCAACAGCAGCUGUGCCAACCAGCAUGGCCCAGAGUGCAGCCCCUACAGGAGAAGUCAAAGCUUGAAGAAAAGGAGGCUGGAACCUACGUAGGACACCUGGUGGUGUCAUUACCUCCGGACUGGAUUACAUCAGCAGACUGGAGUUGGCUGUUCGAAUUAUGUGAGGACGUCUAACACAUUAAUGGGUUUUCCUGUAUGUUGUGGUGAAGCAACACAGAAGAGUGUAAUACAGCCAACAAGAGCUUCGUGUACUUCGAGGUUAUUACAUUUCAGAUGAAAGAGCAAUCGUUAGUGCUUCUGCAGCACUAGACUUGUGGCUGUAUUACAAGCUGAUGUUACACAAAUGUUGCCUGAAAUGGCAACAGGAUUAAUAUUUAAAAGGAGAUGCAAUUUGUAGCAUCUUUCUCCCUCAGUGUUGCAUUUCAGCACACAGAGAUUUUUCAGUAAAAUGAGGAGGGGGGUGGGUAAUGGUCAGAUGACAAAGCCAAGGAGCUGUGGUCUUGUUCAGCGUGGCUGAGGGUGCAGAACAGCAGCAGCCCCUGCUGUGCAGCUCACCUGUGCAAACGGGGUCAGAGCCCGUUGUUCCUCCUCAGCUUGUUCCACAGCUGCGGGGGAUUCCCUGCAGCAGCAGCAGCCACACGCUCCGUGGUGCCUGCGCCGCAGGGUCAGGAGUGCGCUGCAGCUGCUGCCAGGGAGCUGCACCUCGGGCAGGGUUUGCUCAGACCCUUUGUAAAAUGAGCGGGAGCCGCACGUUUGUUUUUAAACAAACUUUCAGGAUAAAAAUAAACAUGAAAGUUUGAAAAGCUA
This is a messenger RNA of Columba livia (rock pigeon), 2200 nucleotides long. It is a transcript of the gene RAD52, whose product is annotated as RAD52 homolog, DNA repair protein. Gene Ontology annotation, cellular component: nucleus. The record is from RefSeq and is a predicted model, not a curated record. The coding region runs from base 216 to 1484 and encodes 422 amino acids. Gene Ontology annotation, biological process: DNA recombinase assembly; double-strand break repair via homologous recombination; double-strand break repair via single-strand annealing. NCBI's taxonomy places the organism in Eukaryota, Metazoa, Chordata, Aves, Columbiformes, Columbidae. The transcript has 12 exons.